This is a messenger RNA of Erpetoichthys calabaricus (reedfish), 1381 nucleotides long. RefSeq names its product carbonic anhydrase-like. The transcript is spliced from 7 exons. Gene Ontology annotation, molecular function: carbonate dehydratase activity; zinc ion binding. The record is from RefSeq and is a predicted model, not a curated record. Bases 299 to 1192 code for a protein of 297 amino acids. NCBI's taxonomy places the organism in Eukaryota, Metazoa, Chordata, Cladistia, Polypteriformes, Polypteridae.
AGAAGCAUGUCCAGGAAUGUGGAUAGCGUAGGUGACGUCACUGGUGGAAUGGCCAUUAGUCUUCUGUUCUGCAGAGUCAUUAAAACACAGCGCCAACCCCUGGUUCAGCGGGUAAUUACCUUCACUAGAGCCCUUAAGCUGCCUGCUAGGUGCGUGUGUGACACCCUCAUAUAACAAAACAUGACGGAAGAGAUGUGUUUAAACUUACCGAUAUGUCAGCUGCUUCAAGGUAGAGGUGCUGGUGAGGGCAGUGAUAACGCACCUACCACUAUAAAAGCAUCAGGCCACUUUUUAUCCUAUGUUCGUGUCUUCCAUUUUACUUUCCAUUUGUGGUGGGUGGAGGUUUAUGAGCCGUAUCUGGUUCCUGCACUUAAGAUUUCUUCUUUCUAUUGUCAUAGGUAUCGGCCAUCCUUGGUGCUAUGAGAACCCAUAUUGUGGUCCCUCCAGAUGGAAAGUCUGGUAUAAGAAGUGUGGCGGGUCACGGCAGUCGCCAAUAAACAUUAUGACUUCUCAGACACAGCAUGACUGGCAACUUGGGCCGAUGACUAUCUGGGGACCCUUGGGGUUGGUGCCAGCGACUGCGAAUAACAAUGGACACAGUGUUUCUGUGAAACUGGCCUUUCGGUACAGACUCCGAGGAGCAGGGCUGCCAGGGCGUUUCUACCUCGACUCCUUCCACUUUCAUUUUGGGAAACCAGGGCUGAAUGAGCAUGGAUCAGAACACUUAAUCAAUGGCCGGAGCUUUCCUUUGGAGAUGCACCUGGUUUUCUACAAUGGUAAAUAUUAUCGUUUUGAAUACGCAAAAAGACAGCAGAAUGGACUGGCAGUAGUGGCAGUCCUCUAUAAGUUUGGAAGGGAAAACCUGGGCCUGGAAAGUCUGAUGAGCAACCUGCCCAGCUUAAAGUACAGAGGUCAGAGCUCGCCGGUGUCGGUGGAUCUUGCUGAGUUUCUGCCCCACGGCCGUCAGAAUUACUACAGGUAUAAAGGAUCCCUCACCACGCCUCCCUGCACACAAAACGUGCUGUGGACGGUCCUGGAGGAGCCCGCCGAGCUGAGCCCUCUGCAGUACAAAGCGUUGAGCAGCUCCUUCUUCAUGACUGGCCUGAAUGAGAAGCCACCACACCGCCUGCAGAACAACUACAGGCCACCGCAGCCCUUGAACGGCAGGACUGUCAGCCGGUAUAAGGAGUGACGAUUGUCGCCGUCACCCGCUCCAGAGAGGCACUUUGUAUUUCCUGUGCCUGAAGUGACCCACCCGGGUUGGUUUGUUUCUGGUCGGCAGCACUUUGUGAGCCUUGUGGUCUUCAAUUCUGCUUCAUCUGACCCUCAGUUCUGACUGUAACUUGCCUUCGAUGGCCAUCAAUCUGCUCCGUAUUUAUUU